Messenger RNA from Aspergillus pseudoviridinutans, 600 nucleotides. RefSeq names its product putative U1 snRNP complex component Yhc1. Lineage: Eukaryota; Fungi; Ascomycota; Eurotiomycetes; Eurotiales; Aspergillaceae. Gene Ontology annotation, cellular component: U1 snRNP. Gene Ontology annotation, molecular function: zinc ion binding; pre-mRNA 5'-splice site binding. The record is from RefSeq and is a predicted model, not a curated record. The transcript has 4 exons. Gene Ontology annotation, biological process: mRNA splicing, via spliceosome; mRNA 5'-splice site recognition; spliceosomal snRNP assembly. Bases 1 to 600 code for a protein of 199 amino acids.
AUGAGCGUGCGUAAGGCUCACAAUUCGGGUCGGAAUCAUUUGAGGAACGUGGUGGAAUACUAUCAACAGAUUGGACAGGAAAAGGCACAAUCCGUCAUUGACUCGAUCACGUCUUCAUAUGCCGCCGAGGGCCAAGCUGUCCCCAACCCUGCCAUGGCUCCCCCAGGCGCCUUUCCCCCACCAUUCGGAUUCCCUGGUCGCCCCGGUCAACUCCCACCUCCUCCAUUCGGCAUUCCUCCCCCCGGAGGUCCCAAUGGAAUUCCCCCAGGCAUGCCCAUUCCACCACCCGGCGGUAGAGGCCUCCCCUUCCCGCCUCCCUUCCCCCCACCAGCAGGCGGCGCCCCAGGAGGUCUUCCCCCGCCUCCUCUCGCCAACAUGCCUCCCGGUCAGGGAUUUCCCCCUGUCCCGCCACCUGGCGGGUUCCCGCCUAAUUUCCAGAUUCCCCCUCCCGGCGCUGGGGGAUUCCCUCCUGUGCCUCCCCCGGGCCAGCCCGGUUUCAGCCCCAGCCCGGGGCCCGGUAUGUCUGGUCCCCCAGCGCCGCCGGGGAUGAACACCUCCAGUCUGCCGGGUCCUCCUCCUGGACUAGGUGAAAGGCGAUGA